AUGUCAGAAAGUAUUAGGAAGCUGAAGGAAGUAUCUCCUCUCUCCAAGCUUGCACUUAAAGGGUCUUCUAAGGUCGUUGCGGAUUAUUUUGAAUUUGCAAUUAACGCCAUCUUAUUUCAAAGAGGAAUUUAUCCGCCAGAAGAUUUCCAUACAGUCAAAAAAUAUGGCUUACCAUUGCUCAUCAGCAGCGAUGAAGAGGUCCAGGAUUACAUCAAACAGAUUAUGAAACAAGUUAAAAAAUGGGUUUAUGGAAAGAAAAUUGUAAAAUUGGUUGUGGUGAUAGUGUCAAAAUCUACCGCCGAAAACAUAGAGAGAUGGGAAUUUAGCAUUGAUAUUUUAAAAGAACCAGGACAGGAAAUAGGGCAGGAUAUCACGGGUGAUACUGGCAAGGAUAUUCUGGAAACUCAAAAGGAGAUCCAAUCGAUCAUAAGACAAAUAACGUCCCUGGUUUCCUAUUUGCCAAUUUUAAAAGACGACGAUUAUACAUUUAAUGUACUAGUUUAUACAGACUCUAAUUAUGAGGCUAGCAAUAUACCCUUAGAAUGGUGUGAUACAAAUGGUGAUGGGAAACUUCUCGAAGGCGACGAUGUGGAAAGGGUCAAGUUUACGUCGUUCAGUACAGAUAUCCAUCAGGUGGGAACGUUUGUCAGUUACAAGUUGAGUAAAUAG
Messenger RNA from Priceomyces carsonii, 669 nucleotides. It is a transcript of the gene MAD2, whose product is annotated as spindle checkpoint protein. Gene Ontology annotation, biological process: mitotic spindle assembly checkpoint signaling. Bases 1 to 669 code for a protein of 222 amino acids. Lineage: Eukaryota; Fungi; Ascomycota; Pichiomycetes; Serinales; Debaryomycetaceae. The transcript has a single exon. The record is from RefSeq and is a predicted model, not a curated record. Gene Ontology annotation, cellular component: cytoplasm; kinetochore; nucleoplasm.